Molecule: messenger RNA, 826 nt
Organism: Orbicella faveolata
Lineage: Eukaryota; Metazoa; Cnidaria; Anthozoa; Scleractinia; Merulinidae
Source: RefSeq, a predicted model, not a curated record
UUCAUUUGACGGUUCUACUUACAACAGUUCACACGGCAGGUUAUGAUACCGAGUUUGGAAAAUUUGAUAAAGUUGUUCUGGCAAAGUGAUAAAAUCAUCCUGUCAGUUGAAGAUGAAGGCUGUGUUGCUAAGUUUUCUGUUUCUGUCGAUUGUCGUCUGCAAAGCUGCGAAGUUUCCUUUCCACUUAAAGGACGAACAAGAUUGUUCGUUUUGUGAAAGUAUGCAUCGGCUAGGGGACUGCAUCUGCGACGAUGUGAAUUGGUGUCGUGGCGUACAAUGCAAUGUUGCGGCAAAGUGUGAUGAAAAAUGUCGUACAGAUGAAACCCCGCCAUCAGUGAUACAGGAACCUGAAAUAGUUCCAGUCACUGCAGCCUCUGUUGGAAACGAUUCAGAGCAAGAUUGCUCGUUUUGUGAAAAUAUGCAUCUGCUAGGGAAAUGCAACUGCGACGAUGUGAAUUGGUGCCGUGACGUACAAUGCAAUGUACCGGCAAAGUGUGAUGAAGAAUGUCAUCCGGAGUAAUGCAGUUUGAGGAAGUCAUUGUCGGUCAGAUUAAUGAUCCUGAACAGUUUCGUUCGGAACAUGCGUGAAGAAGUGAUGUCAAAUAUCAACUUCAAUUUUUUGCAAUUUUUAGAUUGAAUGCUAGAAAGCACGAGCCUCUUCUAUGUCAACAACAACAAAAAUACACGAAAGACAAUAAAUACAACGACAACAACAGUAACAGCAGUGAAAACAAAAACAACGACAGUACAACUAUUUUAUGCAUGGCCGGUAGAAUUAUAUUAAUUGUAUGAAUUGAAUAAAGAUGAAAAACAUUCAGUAAACUGA